Podarcis muralis (Common wall lizard) is the source of this 3249-nucleotide messenger RNA. It is a transcript of the gene SH3BGR, whose product is annotated as SH3 domain binding glutamate rich protein. Gene Ontology annotation, cellular component: cytoplasm. NCBI's taxonomy places the organism in Eukaryota, Metazoa, Chordata, Lepidosauria, Squamata, Lacertidae. The record is from RefSeq and is a predicted model, not a curated record.
UGGGAACGGCAGGGAACCAGCGGAGCCCAGGAGUCGCAGGGAUUCUUCGGGGAUUCUCGCUCCGCUCCGGGCAAAGAGGGCCGCGCGCUGCGCUUGCUCCUGAGCUGACACGGAAGGCGCGCUGCUGCUGCUGCUUCCCCUUGCUGCGGGUUCCCUCUGGGUGUCGUCGGAAUGGUGAUCAAAGUGUUCGUAGCGACGUCCUCGGGGUCUACCAUGGUAGGUAUGGCCAGGCGAUGUACGUUCCCACGGAUUAAGAAGAAACAGCAAGAGGUGGUGGGCUUUUUAGAGGCCAACAAGAUUGACUUUAAGGAAUUGGACAUAGCCUGUGAUGAAGACAACCGGAAGUGGAUGAGAGAGAAUGUUCCGGGUGAAAAGAAGCCACAAAAUGGAAUCCCCCUCCCUCCACAAAUAUUCAAUGAGGAACAGUAUUGUGGGGAUUUUGACUCAUUUUUCUGUGCAAAAGAAGAAAAUAUUAUUUAUUCAUUCCUAGGUCUUGCACCUCCACCAGGCUCAUCGGAGGGAAGGAUUACCGAGGAGAUACCGACUGUGCCAAAUGGUGAAGUUUCAGGAGAAGAGCAGAAAACUGAAGAAGAGAUUGAAAAGACAGAGGGAACUGAGGAGAAUGAGGCAAAUGCAGAAGAGGAUGCAGAAGCUGAUACUGCUGAAGUGCCAACAGAAGAGCAGGAAGAAGGCGAAGAACAGCCAGUGACAGAAGAAACAGAGGAAGCACAGGAGGAGGAAGAGGCAGAAGAGGAGGAAGAAGAAGCGGAGGAGGAGGAGGAAGAAGAAGAAGAAUCUUAGUACAAUUCUAUUAUGACUUUUUCCUUCAGAAGACUGUUCAGAAGCCCAUGGCAUCACUGCAGUGUGAAGAUAAAAGCAAUCACUUCCCCUCCACGAAAACACCAUUGGCUUUACUCUCCAACUCCAGAUAUCGGCAUAGAUGUCACCUGAGAGAUCAAGCAGCCCCGCAGGAAAAUCUUUAUAUAUUGUGUCAAAUGGGUCUUCAGAUCUUCAGAACUGGAUGGCCAACAAACACUGUGGGUCUGACUUUAGGGUGUAGGUUUCUGUGGGCAGGGAUGUUUCUCUUUCCAUGUUUGUGCCCUGCCAGGCACAUGCUGACAACGCUCAGAGGUGAUGGCAAGGCUGAACGGAACUGGAACCUGCAAGGAAGCUCCACCUGUAUGUACCAUAAUGACCUGCUUGUUUCUAAACUAGCCUUUGAAGUCGGUAUUCUUUUUAAUGUACAGCAACUGAAAUAAAGCACAUUUCAUGUUGAAUAUCUGCUUAUUCCCUACAGGCAUUAAUUUAUCAUAGUAAAUAAGAAAACUCAAAGUUAUGCUUGUAGCCUGCAUGGUGCCUUCACUUCAGAAAAAGUUCUCUGUGACUGAUUGCCUUCCUGAGUCUGUAUUUUUGUGAUAGCCCUGUACAGUAUUAGAUUAUAUUUUCAUUAUUUCAUUGUUCAUGGAUGUAGAGAACUUUUCAACAGACUCUGAGGAUAUUUGCUUACUUAUCUCCCCCCCCCCCUUUGUGCCACUGAAAAGCUAUUUUCAGCUCUCCCUGUGACGUAUAUUUGGACAAGAACUGCAACUAAUCGGUAGAUGCAGGGCAAUUUUUUAAUGCUCUUGCAAUUAUUUUGAAAACUGCAGUAGGCUGCGAGAAACUUGCACUCCAUUGGGAAAUUCUUUGGUGGGGUGGGAACCCUAAGAAAAUUAACAGGCGCCAUCAAAAAGCUUGUUCUAGCAUUAUGGUAAGAGUGUAUACAGAGCAAGCGUCAAAAUACAGCAUAUGCUUUAUUGCAGAUUGAUUUAUGUUGGCAGCUACAGAUGGGAACAGCAAGGAAAUUAGGCAAGAUGCAUGAGACAUUUGCAUAGGAUCUCCCAAUUAAGAACAAUUACAAUUGCAGCAAGGAGCGAUUGGAUUGAGACCAUGGGAUUAAAAAAAGCACAUUUCUUUUGUGCAGUUUUUCUGAUUUCCCCCCUCUAUCACUAUUUGCCCUCCUGGGCAAAAUGUGCAGAUUCCCACAUGCUGCCUGUAUGCUUUGCCCAGUUAUGUGGGAUGGGGGUUUUAACUAGAAAAAUAGGAUGGGGGAAAGGGUUUGAAAUACUUCCCAGUGUAGUGGCCCUGAUCCAAAUUGGGCCACUGCAACUGCUGCUAACACUUCAAAAACGUAGGCGUUCCUACUCAUCACAUAUAGUUUGUCCUUGAUUCUGGAUUCUCCUGUUGAAUUUCCAGGCGCCAUUAGACCUUGGCAGUCGUCUCUAGCUUGGCCUAGAUGAUUAUGAUAGUUGGACACGUGGCUUAUAUUUGAGAAUCGGGGGCAAAACCUGACAGCUCUCUAGCAAGGCAGUUUUCGUGCAGUUACAGCUGGCAUGAUAUGUUUGUUUGUUUUCAAAUACUAGUUAUUGAAGUGCCAAAGCCUUGUUUAGGAACACUUAUGCAUUUAAUAAAGACCACAAUACAAACCUGGCUAAUAGCUCAACCGCCCAUUUACUCUAGGAUAGUCUCACUGGAAUCAAAUGAGAUUCCUUUACAGUAAGUGGAUUGUGGCCAAAGGAAAGCUUUAAUUCUUUCUGUAAUGGUGAAGCAUUUAGCACUUUCAUUGAACAACCUAUGGCAAAAGCAUUGCAUAAUUUAUCCUAGAGGUACUAGGAUAGUCUUGGCUUACAUUAGCUCUGCUUAACUCCUCCGAAUAAACAUUUUAUUCUUGUUUUGCAUCAGUUGGUGAUAUUGCAAGCUCCUGCUUUCCGAUGGAUAGUUCUAUCUGUCCUGGUCAUUGGGAGUCAUUAUAGCCCUCAAGUAUACAGUCACUAUGUGUUAACUUCCAGUGCCAGAGAGUAUUAUUUUGACGAAAACAAAAGCAAUUGUCACUGCCAGUAGCAGGGGUUGGGUUGGCACAAGUUUACCAUGGGCUGUACACUGUCUAUAAUCAGCUUGAAUUGUAAAAUGUGGGGGCAACAUUUUUUUAAAUAAUAAUAAUCUUGGCUAUACACUUUAAGGCCCAGGACUUAAAGACUUGGUAGACCAAGUGUGACGGUGUUCUAGCCUUUUCCCUUUUUUGUUACACACAUUUGCCUGCCUUUGACUUGAGCUACUAUCAGCACACAGGUGCCAAACCACAUUGGCAACCACAUUGUCUGUAAUGACUGCACUCUGUGUUAUUUUGUUUAUUUUUCCCACAGUGCCUUUGUGUUAGUGUAAGAGCUGAUGGAGACUUCAGUGUACUUAAAGAAAACAAAACCUUUUUCUAUC